Molecule: messenger RNA, 1188 nt
Organism: Magnolia sinica
Lineage: Eukaryota; Viridiplantae; Streptophyta; Magnoliopsida; Magnoliales; Magnoliaceae
Product: exopolygalacturonase-like
Exons: 4
Coding region: 1-1188 (395 amino acids)
Biological process (GO): carbohydrate metabolic process
Molecular function (GO): polygalacturonase activity
Source: RefSeq, a predicted model, not a curated record
AUGGGUUCGAAAUCGAAUCUUCAGACAGCCUGUUUGGUGUUCUUAUUUGCAUGGGUGGCCGAAGCCAUCGCACCGGCGAAAGUUUUCAAUGUGAAGGAUUUCGGUGCAAUCGUCGGCGGCAAAACAGACAACAGCAAGGCAUUGUUGGAUGCGUGGAAGGAGGCAUGUGCAUGGGAUGGUAUGGGUAGGGUUUUGAUUCCCAAAGGGACAUUCCUUGUGGGUCCGGUUGUAUUCAAAGGGCCAUGCAAGGGUGCUAUUGUAUUUCAGGUCGCUGGGGUGGUGAAGGCGCCUGGUCUUGAGAAGUUCGAAUCGGACGGUUGGAUAGAGUUCCAAUACAUAAACGGCUUGAUGGUCACAGGAGGUGGGACAUUCGACGGUCAAGGAGCUUUAGCUUGGCCACACAAUAAAUGCCCCAAGAUGAAGAAAUGCAAGCUCUUACCAACGUCCCUACGAUUCAUGUUUGUGACGGAUGCAACGAUUCGUAGCAUAUCUUCGGUGAAUAGCAAGCUCUUCCACAUGAACAUUGUGGGGUGCAAGAACUUGAAGCUCCAUUCUAUUAACAUCUCCGCACCUGGGGACAGCCCUAACACGGACGGUAUCCACAUAGGAGACUCAAGUGGGGUGACGAUCUCCCAUUCAGUAAUAGGCACCGGCGACGAUUGCAUCUCUAUUGGCCCUGGCACCUCCAAUAUCUCCAUAUCCAACAUCUUAUGUGGGCCAGGACAUGGUAUCAGCAUUGGUAGCCUUGGAAAGUACCCGAACGAAGGAAAUGUGGUGGGCGUGAACGUGAGGAACUGCACCAUCACAGGGACCACCAACGGCCUAAGGAUCAAGACAUGGCAAGACUCUUCUAUCUUGUCUGCAUCCGAUUUCACAUUCAAGGAUAUAGUCAUGAACAAUGUCUAUAAUCCAAUCAUCAUAGAUCAAGAGUAUUGCCCAUAUGCAUCCUGCACCCAACAGACUCCUUCGCGUGUUAAGAUUAGCGACGUUAGCUUCAUAAACAUUCGUGGCAGCUCGACGUCUCAAGUUGCGGUCAAUCUUUUAUGCAGCAAAGGCGUGCCAUGUCAGAAUGUGCGGCUCAACAACAUCAACCUGGUCUACAGUGGAUUGGGGGGACCUGCCACAUCCUCAUGUUCUAACAUCAAGGGAACUUCCUCUGGCUCACAAAGCCCUCCCUCUUGCCUCUGA